Molecule: messenger RNA, 882 nt
Organism: Juglans microcarpa x Juglans regia
Lineage: Eukaryota; Viridiplantae; Streptophyta; Magnoliopsida; Fagales; Juglandaceae
Exons: 3
Coding region: 1-882 (293 amino acids)
Source: RefSeq, a predicted model, not a curated record
AUGACAUGUGGAAGGCAAGAAAGGAACGCUGAAGGUUCUAACACCUGCAGAGAACAAGAUCAUUGUCACAAUGGAGGACGUGAUUUGGCGGAUGCAAUACGCCAGAUGACGAAGACUAUGAGAUACACCAAUUUCAUGGGAACUGAGAGACCCAAAAAAGCCAAUAAGUGGCAACUGGAUCUCAAUAGGACCUUUGAGAUCAGCGGCUAUACUGAGGAACCGAAGGUACAGUACGCGAGGCACCUGCUUCAAGGUGAAGCCGAAAUCUGGUGGGACACCAGGAGGCAUGAUAGAGAAUUGGGAACUAUCACCAUUUUGACCUGGGAUAGGUUCAAGGAGGAAUUUGUCAAUCGAUUCUUCCCAGAGUCAAUGAAGACUCAGAAGGCCCAAGAAUUUGCCACAUUGGCAAAGAAAUGCAUCGCUAAUGGUGCCACGACCUACUUAGCAUUCAUAGUGGAGGAUUAUGGUUGUAAUAAGGAAGGGCUACCUAUAGUUGAAGAGUAUCCUGUGGUUUUCACUAACGAUCUAUCGGGAUUACCCCCCGAUAGAGAGACAAAUUUCACUAUAGAAUUAGAGCCCGCUACAACCGCUGUCCAUAAAGCCCCUUAUUGUAUGGCCCCUCUAGAACUAAAAGAACUAAAGGAGCAAAUAGAAGAGCUAUUGGAGAAAGGCUGUAUUCAACCAAGUUCAUCACCCUGGGGAGCGCCAAUUCUGUUCAUUAAGAAGAAGGAUGAAUCAUUAAGGCUGUGCAUUGAUUAUAGGGAAUUGAACAAAGUAACGGUUAAAAACAAGUACCCGUUACCACAUAUCGAUGACUUGUUAGAACAAUUGCAAGGAGCAUCAGUGUCCUCAAAUAUAGACUUAAGGUUUGGUUAUCAUUAG